Aspergillus ochraceoroseus IBT 24754 is the source of this 382-nucleotide messenger RNA. RefSeq lists its product as uncharacterized. The transcript is spliced from 4 exons. Lineage: Eukaryota; Fungi; Ascomycota; Eurotiomycetes; Eurotiales; Aspergillaceae. The coding region runs from base 59 to 382 and encodes 107 amino acids. The record is from RefSeq and is a predicted model, not a curated record.
CCCCAUCGCAUCCUUCCAUUCCUCAAGUCGGCGUCUUUUCCGGGAAUCGAACUUCGCCAUGGCCCCGAAGGAAUACCUCUGCAUCAUCCCCGAUAAGCCCGGAACUCUCGCGAAGAGACUCGAGGUUCGACCUCAGCAUCUAGAAGGCGUCAAACCUCUCGUCGCAGCAGGGAAGGUUGUUGUUGGCGGCGCUAUGUUCGACUCUCAUCCUGUUGAAGGCGAAACCCCCUCGUUCAAGGGCAGCGCUCUUAUCUGUAUUGCUGAGACCGAGGAGGAAGUCAAGGAGGUGAUUUGGGGGGAUGUCUAUACGAGGACUGGGGUUUGGGAUGUGGAUGCUGCACAGAUUAUUCCGUUCAAAUCUGCGGUAAGAGUUGCGGUUUAA